GGAUAAGAGGGGAGGACAAAGAGACCCCCCCAAGGAAAGCGCCCUCCCUGGGGCCCGUCGACAGGGGCCCCGAUCCAGGCCCCGACCCAGGUGGGAAGGGGGGACCCAACACCUGCAGGGCUGGCCUUGCAAGAUCUCCUGGGCAGCAGCAGCACCGCCAGACUCCCCUUUCUCUUUCCUGGGGGGCCGAGAGAUGCUCAGCUGCCCUGCCCCCCCGGGACGCCUUGGCGGGAAGGGGAAUGAGGACCCCAAGCAGGGCUGGGGGUGGGGCUGAGGCCCCCCAUUCUCCCGGCUUCCCCCUGGCAGGAAUCCCUGGGGUCCUGGGGCGCCUGGCUGGGGAAACGGAGAGAGGGAGUCCAGGGAAGGGUUAAAGGAAGGGGAGGAGCCUCGACAGAGACCCCUCCCCUUCCAUCACCACUUAUUCCCCAGUCUCCCUGCUGGCAGUCCCAGACCAUCAUUGCCAUACAGGAUUGUCCUGAAUACCACCAUUUGCUAGCCAAGCCCAAACCCAAAAGUCCCGCUGAGAUGUUGAUUGAUAAUAUUGUCAUUUAUCCGUUUUAGACCCCUAAAUAGUAGCAAUUGCAAGGACAUUGUGCUGCUCUCCUCUGUACAGUUCCACCCCUAUUUCAGACCUUGUGGCUGAUUUAAAUGUUUAGCUGCUGAUAACAUGGCAACGUUUAGCAGGUGAUAUUGUGAAGUUUAGCUGGUGAUAAACCACAAUUGAUAUUGUGAGUUUUGGUAUUGAUAACAUUACGAUCUUUAUCUGCUAAUAGCCCUGCAAUAUUUAGCAGGUGAUAUUGUGAGGUUUAGCUGCUACUAACAUUGCAGCGUUUAGCUGGUAAGUUAUCGCAAUGUUGAAAAGCAGGUGUUGCCUAGCCCUUGCACACAUUGUGAUUCGUAAUAUAUUGCCAGCUCAGUAUUAGGAAACAGUUAUCACGAUGUAAACUUCAAGCCAGUCUUGGGCAAUAUACCAAUAUAUCGCACAGCUCUAAUAAUGACCUAUAUUUCUGACCCAGUGUAUCAUUGCUGAUUUUACCAGUUUGUCCCCAGGAAUCCCUGGGGUCGUGGGGUGCCUGGCUGGGUCCCUUUUGGCUGGGGAAACGGAGAGAGGGAGUCCAUGGAAGGGUUAAAGGAAGGGGGAGGAGCCUCGACAGAGACCCCUCCCCUUCCAGCACCCCUGCCCCCCCCCCGUCGCCCAGCCUCCCUGCUGAGGGUGUUGGCUGUCCCAGAUCAUCUGUAUUCACUAGGACUCAUCUCCAUACUUUGGAUUGUCCUGAAUACCACCAAUUAUAGCCAAGCCCAAACCCAAAAGUCCUGCUAGGAUGCAUCUUGGCUUGCCUGCUGAUGAAACUGAGCGUAAAACAAAUAGGAUUUUCUCCCUACCCCUCCCCAUCGAAAGAAGACAAUGGAGAAGGCAAUCAGAAUUCUGGUGGGCCAUGUCCAAUGGGAAUAACGAAGAAACCAUUUAAAUACAUGGAGUGUGAAAACAGAGAACAUAAACAAUUUGAAAGUAUGGAGUGUGGAAAGAGCUUCACUGACAGUGGAAACCUUAGAAAACACCAACGGAGUCACACAGGGGAGAAACCAUUUAAUUGCAUGGAGUGUGGAAAGAGCUUCACUGAGAGUGGAACACUUAGAAUUCAUCAACGGACUCACACAGGAGAGAAACCAUUUAAAUGUAUGGAGUGUGGAAAGAGCUUCAGUCAGAGUGGACACCUUAGAAUUCAUCAACGGACUCACACAGGGGAGAAACCAUUUAAAUGUAUGGAGUGUGGAAAGAGCUUCAGUCAGAGUGGAGACCUUAGAAUACAUCAACGGAGUCACACGGGGGAGAAACCAUUUAAAUGCAUGGAGUGUGGAAAGAGCUUCACUACUAGCGGAAGCCUUAGAAUUCAUCAACGGAGUCACACAGGAGAGAAACCAUUUAAAUGCAUGGAGUGUGGAAAGAGCUUCACUGAGAGUGGAUGCCUGAAUGCACAUCAUCAAACACACACAGGGGAGAAACCAUUUCACUGCAUGGAAUGUGGAAAGAGCUUCACUGAGAGUGGAAAACUUAGAAUUCAUCAACGGAGGCACACAGGAGAGAAACCAUUUAAAUGUAUGGAGUGUGGAAAGAGCUUCAGUCAGAGUGGAUGCCUGAAUGCACAUCAUCAAACUCACACUGGGGAGAAAUCAUUUAAAUGCAUGGAAUGUGGAAAGAGCUUCACUACUAGCGGAAACCUUAGAAUUCAUCAACGGAGUCACACAGGAGAGAAACCAUUUCAAUGCAUGGAGUGUGGAAAGCGCUACAGUCGGAGGGGAUGCCUGAAUGCACAUCAUCAAACUCACACUGGGGAGAAAUCAUUUAAAUGCAUGGAAUGUGGAAAGAGCUUCACUACUAGCGGAAGCCUUAGAAUUCAUCAACGGAGUCACACUGGGGAGAAACCAUUUAAAUGCAUGGAGUGUGGAAAGAGCUUCAGUCAGAGUGGAAACCUUAGAAUGCAUCAACGGACUCACACAGGGGAGAAACCAUUUAAAUGCAUGGAGUGUGGAAAGAGCUUCAGUCAGAGUGGAAAAUUUAGAAUUCAUCAACGGAGGCACACAGGAGAGAAACCAUUUAAAUGCAUGGAGUGUGGAAAGAGCUUCACUGAGAGUGGAUGCCUGAAUGCACAUCAUCAAACACACACCAGGGAGAAACCAUUUCAAUGCAUGGAAUGUGGAAAGAGUUUCACUGAGAGUGGAAAACUUAGAAUUCAUCAACGGAGGCACACAGGAGAGAACUCCAUUGCAUGGAGUGUGGAAGGAGCUUCAGUCAGAGUGGACCCCUUAGAAGACACCAACAAACUCACUCGGGGAGAAGCAAAUAAAUGUAUGGAGUGUGGAAAGAGCUUCAAUAGAAGUGGAAACCUUAGCAAACACCAGCAAACUCAAAAAGGGAAAACCACUUACUUAUAUGGAGUGUAGAAAGCGCUUCAGUCCUGAUGUUCUUACAAAACAUCAAUGGACUCACAAGGAGGAGAAGCUUUAAGAGUUGAAACCCAACAAUCUACCAACAAACUGGAAAAGCAGAAAUGAUUUGAAUGGAAGGAGUGUGCAGGAAGUGCUUCUAUUACUUUAUAUGUAAAUAAUUUUACAUGCACAGACCAUCGGCUGUGGGGAGGCCUGCAGGGCCUGCUCCCUUCCAAGGCCUUUUCCAACUGGCCCAGUGGGCGUGGCCCAUGCCCUCUCUCCCAGCUAUACUCCUGCUGCGGUGAGGCCUCGGACCAU
Podarcis raffonei (Aeolian wall lizard) is the source of this 3246-nucleotide messenger RNA. Its product is annotated as oocyte zinc finger protein XlCOF6-like. Gene Ontology annotation, cellular component: nucleus; chromosome. Gene Ontology annotation, biological process: regulation of transcription by RNA polymerase II. Gene Ontology annotation, molecular function: chromatin insulator sequence binding; DNA-binding transcription activator activity, RNA polymerase II-specific; RNA polymerase II cis-regulatory region sequence-specific DNA binding. The transcript is spliced from 2 exons. The record is from RefSeq and is a predicted model, not a curated record. Lineage: Eukaryota; Metazoa; Chordata; Lepidosauria; Squamata; Lacertidae. The coding region runs from base 1345 to 2943 and encodes 532 amino acids.